Messenger RNA from Caenorhabditis angaria, 4594 nucleotides. The record is from the annotation of a GenBank genome assembly. Lineage: Eukaryota; Metazoa; Nematoda; Chromadorea; Rhabditida; Rhabditidae.
AUGUACGGGUAUUUUUUGCUUUUCUUAGCCACGCCCAUUUUCAGCUUUGAAUUCGGUUUCGAAAAAGCCAAACUUGCCCUGGAAUAUGCUGGUAUGUAUGUUAAUUUUCAGAUUUUCAGCCAAAAUUCUGAAAUUUCCAGCCGCUUCAUAUUCACCCACUCCAAAUCCAUGUGUUUUGAAAAAUAAUGGAAGCCUUUUCUAUGCAAAUAUUGUGCCAUGUGAUUAUAUUAGAGAUGAGGUAGGCUUCCGGAAGCUUCCGCGUAGCGGCGAGGAUAGGGCAACUUUAUAGAAAAUCCAUAAAGUUAGCUAAACCUGCCGCUGCGCGGAAGCUUCCGGAAUACCCAUAUUUCUUUCUCACAGUGUCUCAGUAUAAUCGCCGUCGAUUCCUCGCACAUUUUCGUCGCAUUUUCUGGCACAAAAUCAAAAGAGCAAUUAGUGACUGAAUUAAUUGAGAGCAUCGGAAAACCGAAACACAAAUUGCACAAUGCUGGCUCAGUUCAUUAUUAUUUUUUCGCAGCUCUCAAAUCGAUGUGGAAUCCGAUGCACAGAUUAUUGAGGGAAGCUAUUAAGGUGAGUUUUUAGGGGCUUCAUUUUGAUACUAAAUAUGCACUGCGCGGAAGCUUGCGGUCUACAUUUUUAGACCGCAAGCUUCCUCUUUAGCAUCCACGCGGAUUGCUAUGACGUUUACCAUAUCAUAGUAAUCCACGUGGCCGCUGCGCGGAAGAUAGUACCGCUUACGCGGAAGCUUGCGGUCUACACUCGCUCCGCUCGAAAACAAAAUUGACGAUAGGUUUCCCUGUGCGGAAUCUUGAAAUGUUCCCUAAAACCUCGAUUUUUCAGUGAAAAACGAAUUUUUAGGGAAAAUUUCAGAUGCGGCGGGUUCCAAAGCAUUUUCAGGUAGACCGCAAGCUUCCGCGCAGCGGCAAGGUUAGGCUAACUUUCUAGAUGUUAUAGUGAAUACAUAAGUAGGCGUAUUUAAUUUGCUAAUGAAGUUAGGACAACUCUAAAAAACCUCCCAUUUUCCAGAAAUAUCCAACCCACGAGCUAAUAUUCACUGGACAUUCGUUGGGCGGAGCAAUUGCUUCAAUAGCUUCCACGGCUUUCGUUCGAAAUCAUCCCGAAAUUGGAAAUCGAACGAGUUUGAUCACUUUUGGACAGCCAAGAGUUGGAAAUUUGGAAUAUGCACAAAAACAUGAUGAAUUAUUGAAGGGAAAUAGUUGGAGAAUUAUACAUGCGAGGGAUAUUGUGAGUUACGGAAAGUUAGGAUUUUCUAAAUAAGUUAGAGUAACUUUGCUGCUGUUUUUCUCUGCACUCUCUCAUAUUCCCCUUCUCUCUCUCUUUAGGUUGCUCAUAUUCCAAUUUGUGUUGAAAGUGUUCAUCGUCCAAUCACCUGUAUUCCAUUCUACAAUCAUGGCUCAUAUCAUCAUGGAACCGAAAUCUGGUUUCCCCAAAAUAUGACAUCUGAUGACACUUAUCAAAUUUGUAGAGGUUUUCCCAAAAAUGAGGAUAUACAGUGCAGGUUAGUUUACUUCUAUUUGAAAGAAUAGUUUGAAAUUGAGAUUUUUCCAGCAAUUCCGAUCGAUAUUAUGACAUUUUCGACCAUCUUUUCUAUUUUGGCCAUCAUGUUUCGGAUUACGGUGUAAAUAAUUGUACAGAUCCCUUUGAUUUUGAAUGAAUUAUUGGAAAUUUCUGACGCAUUUUUUUACGAAUAAAAUAUUCAUAGCUGAAAUUCUGCCGACGGUGGAUUUUUUGAUAGCUGAAAUUCUGCCGACGGUGGAUUUUUUCAUAGCUGAAAUUCUGCCGACGGUGGAUUUUUUCAUAGCUGAAAAUCUGCCGACGGUGGAUUUUUUGAUAGCUGAAAUUCUGCCGACGGUGGAUUUUUUCAUAGCUGAAAAUCUGCCGACGGUGGAUUUUUUCAUAGCUGAAAUUCUGCCGACGGUGGAUUUUUUGAUAAAGAAAGAAUUCAUAGCUGAAAUUCUGCCGACGGUGGAUUUUUUGCUAUGAAUAUUCAGAAUUUCAGCUAUGAAUUCUUUCUUUAUCAAAAAAUCCACCGUCGGCAGAAUUUCAGCUAUGAAUAUAAGCCGUUGAAUUGGAAUUGGUUGCUUGAACUACUUUCAAACAAAAUUCGCAGAAAACCGCCAGAAUAAAAAAAAAUCGAUUGGAUUACUGUAGCUCACAGGAAAUGUGUGCGAACACCGACAGGUUUACGGAUGAUUUAUUUUAUUUGACGCGCACAUAUUUUUUUUGUUUCGAGACAUUUUUCAGCAUUUUUUCGUUCUUUCUUUAGGUUUUGGAUCCGCUGGCGUAGUCUUAGCGUAGAAGCGAGCGGUUGACACGUCAUACACCCCCUUAGCUACGCUCGCUUGUACGCUUUAGACUACGCUGAGGUGUAAAUCUUAGCUACGCUUGUUUUUUGUUUUCAAUUCGAAUUUUUUUCUCAUUUGCUUGCUUGAUUCGGUCUGAAUUUUAGGUUUACUAUCAAUAUUGCAUAUCGAAUGCACCAAUUUCUGAAUUUUUCUAAGGAAUUGUAUAUAAAUAUGAUUUAUUGAAUAGUAGCACAAAAAAGACAGUAAAAUGAUAGAAUUAACAUAGAAAAUCGAAGAAUACUUGUAUUUUGAGUGAAGCUUGACACCCCAAACCCAAACUAAUGUAUUUGUGUUUCUAGGCCUUUUUGAGGGUUUCUAGGCCGCCAAGCUAAUGCAUUUGGGUUUCUAAGCCACCAAAAUUGUUUACUUGGGCUGAAGAGAAAACCAACAUACAGUAGGCUUUGCGGUUUUGUAUUUUGUAUUGUAUCUUUUGUAUUGAAAUAGGGAAAUAUGCGAGUUUCUGGCCCAACUCUAAUGUGAUCCAAUUUUUUCCAGGCGUUCGUGGAAGUCGUGCUGCAAGAAUCCAGGAAACACCAAUCUUAUCUCAACAUGUUCCAAAUCCAAUUCAACCAUCUUCUCCCAAUUCAGCGUCACGAUAUGAGGAGAUGAGCAAGGAUAUGACACAAUUGACUGGAGAACUGGCUCGAUCAAGAUUGGGAGGAUUUAAUGAGGUUGGUUUUUGGAGGAAGAGGAUGGGAAAAUUUUGAUAAUAUAUUUACAAGUUUAACCCCCUGAAAUUUAAAGUUUAACCUCCAAUCCCCCUGAAAAAGUUCGGUUGUAUGUUCAAAUAGUGUCUUAUGGGGAGUUGUUGAAUUAAUUCAAAAAACUUAGUCUAGAAUCAUACCGGCGCCAUUUUUCAUUAAAAAAAUGAUUUUAAUGUUUAUCCUAUGUUUUCAUGUAUCAAAUUAAAAGUUUGAUAACUGUUCUCCAAAAAACUGAAAAAGAGGACAAUUCAAGCUCAAAAAACGCGUUUUGAUUGAAUUUUUUCGUUUAAAUUGAGUUGAGAUACGAAUUUUCAAAAAUAAAAGGUUUUUUGACUUUUUGGAAAUUAUUCAGAAUUUCGACCUCCGCAUUCUCAUGAAAGAAAUUUUUACUUAUAAAAUCCCCUUUGGGUUUUUCAUAACUCCCCAUAAGACUAUAUUUGAACUUACAACCGAAAUUUUUCAAGGGGUCACAUUUGGGAUCUAUUCCUUGUUAGUAAGACAUUGAAAACAAUAGUGAUAAAAAUGAAGUCUCACUUUUCUGAAACAGUGAAUUUUUUCGAAAAGUCGAAAAUUUGAUUUUUGGUGCAAAAAUUAUUUUUCUUAUUGUUUCCGAAAAAAGAUGCAAUAUCAAAAAUAUAAAAUUGUAAGAUGAUUUCUCAAUUUUUCUGAAACAGUGAAAUUUUUCGACAAUUUGAAUUUUUGAUUUUUGAAAUUUUUCGCAUUUAAUUUUUUUAAAUCAAAUUUUUUGCACUCACAACGAAUGUUCCACAAUGUUCCUCUCCACUAUGCGGAUAUGAGCUUGAAAACCCCCAAGGGAUUUUGUAAGUAAAAAUUUCUAACAGAAGUUAAAAAAAUUUUUUUGGAGAAUUUUUUGAUUCUGAACUUUAAAAAAUUGAAACUUGGGUUAGAGUUGACUAAAUUACUCGAUCAAAAUAUCAAAAUUAAGAUUGUAUUGACUGAUGAUGAUGAAGCGGACAAAUCUGAAAAAGAAGAAGAAUUUCGAAAAUUCUUAAAAAUGCCAAAAGCUACAAUUAAAGAGAAAGUGAGUUGAUAUUGAACUGAUUUUGUAAUGAAUCAUCAACACAUUUCCAGUUUACUGUCAUAUCAGAGCUCAAAAAAGCGAAUCCGGAUCUUAAGAAUUUGAAUGACACGAAAUUGAAUAAAAGAUUAGGACCGAUUUUACACAAUGUAAGUGUGCUAAAUGUUUUCUUUAAUUGCCAGUCAAUUUCAUUUGUUCAGACUGUUUGCAAUUUGUGGAAAAUUGAAGGCGACGCGGAACUCAAAAAGGUCAUGAUAGAACUACCGCCCGAACACUUCAUCAGUGUUCAUUUAUGUCGCGAAUUCUCAAUUCUGUUUAAUGCUCGAAAGAAGAAGGAGAUAUUGUAUUGGUUGAAACAAUUCAAUGAUAAAACGACGAGUGAAGAUAUUAAGAGAGUAAGUUUGAAACAACACCAUCUGUUUUUUAUAACUAUUAUCAUUCAGAGAAUUGUUGCGGAAAAGGCAAAGAACAAAAAGAAGAAUUAG